UCUCUGUGUGUGUGUGUCAGUGUUCAGGAGGAGCGGCGUUCGUCUCUCACCGUCGUCAUGGCCUCGAUAUCGGAGUGGUACGCAGGGAAGAACGUGCUGAUCACCGGAGCCACGGGCUUCAUGGGGAAGGUGCUGGUGGAGAAGCUGCUGCGCUCCUGUCCCGACGUCAACGCCCUCUACAUCCUCGUCCGGCCCAAAGCCGGUCAGUCCAUGUCCGAGCGCGUGCAGGACAUGAUGAAGUGUAAGCUGUUUGACCGCGUGCGUGAAGAUAAUCCUGACUUUCAUCAGAAGAUCAUCCCCAUCAGCAGCGAGCUCAUGCAGCCCGGCCUGGCCAUCAGUCCAGAGGAUGUACAAACACUCACUUCCUGUAUUAACAUCGUCUUCCACUGCGCCGCCACCAUCCGCUUCGACGAGCCCCUGAAGCAUGCUCUGCAGCUGAACGUCAUCGCCACGCAGCAGCUCCUCUCUCUGGCGCAGCAGAUGCAGCAACUGCAGGCCUUCAUCCACAUCUCCACCGCCUACGCCAACUGCAACCGCAGACACAUCGACGAGGUCAUCUACCCUCCUCCGGUCGAGCCCAAGAAGCUCAUUGACUCUCUGGAGUGGAUGGAUGAGAGUAUUGUCCGUGACAUCACGCCGCGUCUGAUCGGUGACCGGCCGAACACUUACACCUACACCAAAGCGCUCGCCGAGUGUGUGGUGCAGCAGGAGAGCGGCAAGCUCAACAUCGGCAUCAUUCGGCCGUCCAUCGUAGGAGCCAGCUGGCAGGAGCCCUUCCCCGGUUGGAUAGACAACUUUAAUGGACCGAGUGGUGUUUUCAUUGCUGCUGGGAAGGGCAUCCUGCGCACCAUGAGAGCGAGUAAUGACGCGGUGGCCGAUCUGAUUCCCGUAGAUGUCGUGAUCAACCUGACGCUGGCUGCCGGCUGGUACACCGCGGUGCACAGACCAAAAACUGCGCUCGUGUACAACUGCACAACCGGAGGCAUUAACCCUUUCCACUGGGGAGAGAUCGAGCAUCACGUGAUGUCAACGUUUAAGAGGAAUCCUCUGGAACAGGCUUUCCGUCGGCCGAACGCCAACAUCACCUCCAAUUACCUGAUCAACCAGUACUGGAUCCUCGUCAGUCACAAGUUCCCUGCGCUCAUCUACGACCUGUUCCUCCGACUGUCAGGACAGAAACCACAAAUGAUGCGUAUUUUCAACCGUCUGCACAAAGCCAUCGGUCUGCUGGAGUACUUCAGCAGUCAGGACUGGGAGUGGAACUCAGACAACAUGAACAUGCUGAUGAGUCAGCUGAGCGCCGACGACAGGAAGACCUUCAACUUUGACGUCCGGCAGCUGAACUGGCCCGAGUACAUCGAGAAUUACUGCAUCGGCACCAAGAAGUACGUUCUGAACGAAGACAUGUCCGACAUUCCCGCCGCCAGACAGCACCUGAGGAAGCUGAGAAACAUCCGAUACACAUUCAACACGGUGCUGCUGGUGUUCAUCUGGCGCGUCUUCAUCGCUCGCUCUCAGAUGGCCAGGAACAUCUGGUACUUUGUCGUGAGCUUGUGCUUCAAGUUCCUGUCCUACUUCAGGGCUUCCAGCACUCUGACCCAAUGACCGGUGUGACAGGAAGUGUGUGUCUCCGUCCUCCGAGCACUUCCUCUUCCAGAGGUGUCUUCAGCCACACACACACACACACACACACACAUACAGACAGAUGAUUCUUUAGCUUUCCUCAACGGCCGCUCGUUCCGCCUGACUCCUCCAUGUGCUGUUUUUAAAGAUGUCCUCUUUUAUAACGACUGUCCUUAAUACCGAUUAUAUAUGCAACCACAUUUUACAGUGUUUCUCCUUAACAUUCUCAUCGCCAUCCAACAUCUGGAGACGUUGCCUUUGUGUCUUCUGAUGAUUUUAGCCUUCUCGACUACAGACAGUGUUUCGGAGCAAUGGAUCUACCGCUCAAAGCUUUGCUGUUUUCAGCAUUUCUCUCUGUGAGUGUGUUUGUCUUCUGGCGGUUUGUUUAUGUCCUGUUUCUUCUAAUAACGUAAUCCAGCCGGAAAAAUAUCGUACCGUGUGGUACUAAAGCCUACAAGAACAUAGUCUCGCGUUUUCACUGCAUUUUAUUUGGUGUUUUGUCUUAUAUCUUGUUUUUUCGUUUGCUGCGUAUGGAGGGAAAGGCCAUUGAACUGCAACAGAUCUGAUGCAUUUCUAACCUCACGCCUUUUUUUCACAAAAAAAAUGCUUGCUCAACUACACAUCUACCAGUUUACACACAAACACCAUAGAUCAAAAGAAAAAAAAGUCUGUUAAUGGAAAAAAAAUAGCCUAUUUUUAAGUCUAAAAUAAUUCCUUAAUGUGUUUAGUUUAAGUUUGUUGUGAAAAUUAAAGAUAAUUACCCCCUUCCAAAUUUAAUGCAUUUUAAUGCAUGUAGAAUUAUUCUAAAGAGCAAUUCUCAUUACUGUAAUACAGUAUUUUACAGUGUUACUGUAAAAAUAAAUACUGUAAUAUUAUUACAUUAAAUAUUAUUUGUAUCGAAGAAUUAUAAAAUAUAUAUUCAAUAAUACAAUAUUAAAUAUAAUAAUUUUUAUGACAUUUUUUAGUAUUGAUUAAUAAAUAAAAAUAUAAAAAAUAAGACUUUUUACUCUUAUUUUGAUUUAUGGCAUACAGGGCAUCUUUGUGUUAAUUUUUCUGUUUGUAUGACAGAACAUGUUGAGUUUAGCGUCAGACUCUGUUAGAUGAGGAUAUUUUUGUCUGUAGACAGACAUAAGAUGGUUUCAUCGGUCUGUAAAUAUUCUAGAUAUAUAAAUAUAUUCCUUUUCAGAUGAUAUACAUACCAAAAAUGUACAAAUGUAUAUUUGCGAGGGUGAAUCAAACGGCUGGUUAAGAACAUCUUGUUUCCGGAAAUGACUGAGGGCUUCCCAUAUUUUUUGAAGAAAAUCGAAAAAAAAAGUGAAGAAAAAAAGCAUCUAGUCUCCAUUUCAAUGUUGUUUUAUUAUGUGUAUUAACCACUGUUUAAAGUGCUCUGAAUCUAGAGACGUAAAGGGACUUUUAAAUUCAAGAGGGAAACGUCCUUAAGAGCUUUUAGUCCUGGACUUGGGUAGUUUCUAUGCAGCACAACCUGUGCUUCUUUCUUCUAGAUACAUUACUUUUCUAGUUUAGCGUUUGCUUUUUCACCUUUCUGAAGCACUUGUAUUUACAUUUGCUUGUCAGAUGAACCAAAACGAGUGUAUUUCUAACAUUUUAUGAAUCUCCUACGGUCGAAUAGAAACUUGACGGCUAAUAUUUCGUACGGUUUUACAGCAUCGCGAUCAAUCGACACUAUCUGAGGAUCUCAUGAGCAUUCAUUUUUCUACACUGCCCCCUGGUGGUCUAUUGCCAAACUGUAUUUUUAGAUCACCGUUUCUAAGACAUUUCUGCCUUCCGUCGUCCGUCUUUUGUAUGUCGCACACAGUAUUCAUGUUCCUGAGUAUCCACACGUCUUCCUCAGCUCGUUUAGCAGUAGUGGAGUGAUUACUUUAGAUGAUUUGAGAUGUUUCUUCUCUUGCACGUUACGAGUCUCUGUAGAGAUAGCACACGCACACUAAAAUCUUCUCUUAGAGCAUUCCAGACAUGAAAAACACAGCCAUUUUUCUACUAGAAUCGAACACCUUGAUGUCUUAACAACGGCAACCCUUCGUUUCGAGCCAAGCUGAGCUUUCAACUGAAGCUUCUACUGCCAACGUGAUCUUUACAAUCUCAAUCGUUUGAGCUCUGCCACUGAUGUUUGUACAGAUGAGGUGUUAGAGCUGUAUUGGGUUUGCAGUAAAAAAAAAAAAAGAAAAAGUUUUUUAACUGAAAAGUCCCCUACUGAAAAUGUUUCUUUUUUCCCCCCUGUGUAACACGUGCAUGUUUGCUUUUUACAUACGGGGUUUUCACAGCAGUGAAGUAGUGGCUGACAUGGACGAUACCUUCCUCUUCCUCACAUUUGUCUCCAUGUUGUGCUGUCAGACGUUGUUCGGUCAAGGUCCUUGAAUGGAAAACUGUACUUUGAUAAAGUUGUGUGCUUGACCGUUUGUUGCAAAAGAGUUCAUGAGAAAAUAAACUAAAAUGACUUCCAA
Molecule: messenger RNA, 4085 nt
Organism: Puntigrus tetrazona (Sumatra barb)
Lineage: Eukaryota; Metazoa; Chordata; Actinopteri; Cypriniformes; Cyprinidae
Product: fatty acyl-CoA reductase 1-like
Exons: 11
Coding region: 58-1605 (515 amino acids)
Biological process (GO): long-chain fatty-acyl-CoA metabolic process
Cellular component (GO): peroxisome
Molecular function (GO): alcohol-forming very long-chain fatty acyl-CoA reductase (NADP+) activity
Source: RefSeq, a predicted model, not a curated record